Anopheles coustani is the source of this 7588-nucleotide messenger RNA. RefSeq lists its product as uncharacterized. Gene Ontology annotation, biological process: regulation of transcription by RNA polymerase II. The transcript is spliced from 8 exons. Gene Ontology annotation, molecular function: transcription cis-regulatory region binding. The record is from RefSeq and is a predicted model, not a curated record. Lineage: Eukaryota; Metazoa; Arthropoda; Insecta; Diptera; Culicidae. Bases 757 to 6282 code for a protein of 1841 amino acids. Gene Ontology annotation, cellular component: nucleus.
AGCAGUACGGACGGUCGGUUAACGAAACGUCGCGUUGCUUGGAGUUGCAUUGCGCGAGCCCUUUUUUCGCAGGUGCAGCGCCGAAAAGAACGCCCGAUAGGUGUGUUGUACGCUCGUUGCGGGUGGUGACGGUGGAAGGUGGUGUAUAACCAGAAGCGAAACACUUUGUCACGCACUGGCAAUGCAAAUCACUCACGACGGCUCAUCAUUCGGCGCAAAUAAUCAUGCUGGCGUGGAAAACCAAUCAUACGCGGCCGGAAAAUGUGUUAGAAACAGUGAGUAAGUGAGUGAGUGAGUGAAGUGAGUUUGUCGCGGAAUAAAAUAAUACAACACAAAAAAAAGUGAAGUGAUUAAAAUCUCCCCACCAGGAUAAAGGAAAUCGGAAGUCGCGGGGCCGAUUGUCUCAUCCCGUUUCAUUCGCACUUCCCCGCUGCCCGUUCUCCUCCGUUUCUCACGGGUUGCUUGGUUUUGGGGUUUUUUUUGUUUUUCGUAUCGAGUUUCUCUCUGAGGUCCGGAAGACUCGUUGAGAGCAAAAGCAAAAAAAAAACAAGUGAAAAGAAAAACAAAAAUCGAGUUCGGAAAAACACCAUCAACAUCAACAAUUCCCGUCGUCAACGAGAGGAAACAUCAACAACAAAAAAAGCGGCGGAAGCGGCAAGUUGCGUUCGCUCAGGUGGAAAUAAUAAUAUCAAUAUUGAAGCCGACCCGCCGAGCAACAUCAUCACAAGUAGCAGCAGCAGCAGCAGCAGCCCGAUUAUGGAUAUCAGGGUCGUCGGCGGACCCUGCGGCUACCAUGGGUCGUACACGUUCUACAAGGGCGUCAAAAUUACGUUCGGCACGAGCGGCACCACCACCUCCUCCGACCCUUCGUCUUCUUCGUCCUCAUCCGUAUCGGCGCCGAGUCCGAGCGGAAAGCCCACUGCCACUAACACUACCUCCGCCAAUGGUCACAGCAGUAGCAGCAGUUCCGGUGACAUUCCCGGUGUUGGUGGGGACGGGACGGCGGCGCCUGAUGGUGACCCACCGGCGUCCGAUGCCGCCCCAAAACACACCUCCCCGCAACGGCUAGACGAACAGAAAGAGCGUGAAGAGCGAAGGGGUGAGGAGGAAGGGGAAAGUGGCACUGGCAACACUGCCAGAGAGUGCAAGCGAACCGACACGAGUAGUAGCAACCACAACAACAACAACAACAAUGCUAGUGUCAGCAACAACAACAACAACAACAAUAGUACUAGUAGCGGAAGUGUUAGUGUAAGCAACAGUGGCAACAGUGGCAGCAGCAAUGGCGGUAGUAGUAAUAGUGGCAAUAGCAAUAGCAAUAGUGAUAGUAACGGUAACAAUAGCUGUAGUACCAAUGGUGGCAAUAGUAGUACCAAUGGCGGAAGUGGUGGCAAAAGCCAAAAUGGCAUCCAAACGAAGCCGGCGAAGCAAACGCAACGAAAAUGCGUCAGUGAAAAUGGCGUCGGUGGUGUGGGUGGAGGCGUCGGCGGGGGCGUGUCGGGUGGCAGUGCUGCCAGCAGUAGCAACGGCACCGGCAGCAGUACCAAAGCUGGCAACAAUAAUUUAUGCGGAAUGGCGUCGCUGGAUCGAGACAACCUACGACCGCUGGUGCUGGCGCUGGGCGACUGCAUUCCGGUUCGGCCGUGGUCCGACUCGCCGAUCGCGUGCCUGGCCGAGCUGCGCAUGGUCUGGCGGGACCGGAACGAGCAGUGCCUGCUGAUCGCCCUCCGGCUCUACUUCCUGCCGGAAAACACACCGUCCGGCCGCAACUGCCACGGCGAGGACGAGGUGCUGGCAAUCUCGGACAAGGUGAUACUGCGGGCGGAAGAUCUGCUGAACUGGAUCGACACCGACCAGGAGUGGACCUGGGGCCUGCUGACGAUGUACAACGAGUCCAGCGCGAAGGACUGCCUCGGGACGACGCGGCAUCUCAGCAAAAACUCCUCGCUCGACUUUGGCGACGUGGACCGGGAGAAGCAUAUGGGAGAAAGUAUCGUAUCGAGGGUGGCGGUGCUGAGUUUUUCGCGGUACUGUCGCUACCGGGCGAUAUUGAAGCGCCUGGAGGGCGUCAACGAUGCGUGGCUGCGGAAUACGCUGGUUGAAACACUCGGCGGGUUCGUGGCGCCCGCGCCCAACAUGCGCAUCAUGUUCUGCAAGGAAACGUUCGACUAUCCGGAGCUGGAGACGCACGAGCUGCUGUGCAAUCAUCUCGCGCCGAAGCUGAAGGGCCGGCCGCGCGGCAAGCGGAAGAAGACGCUGUCCGAUUCGUCGCAGUACACCAAGAAGGAGGGCUGCUCGGACGAGAGCGAAUCGAACGAGUCCGAUGUGUCGGAUUAUUCCUACAGCAAGGUAUCUCCCGGCAAGAAGGUGAUCGAUCUAAACCCAACACCACGGUACAACCCCCGACCCUCCCGGGGGUCAUCUCAGACGAAGCAGGAACCGAUCAGUGUCGUCAUAUCCGCGUCGGCCGGUACGGUUAAGGCAAGCACGAACGCCUCCAGCCAGGCGAACCACCUCUCCCAGCGCAACCGUUCUAAGUCCACCAACUCGAAGUCGUCCGGCAAGUCGUCUGGCAAGAAAUCGAAAUCAUCGUCCAAAGCGUCCAAAAAGUCGGGCAGGGGUAGAAAGCCAGCCUCGGCGACUGCGGCCGUCGGUCAGGACGAGUCGGAAGAGGACGAUGAGGAGGCGGAUGAGGAUGGCGAGGAGGAAUCAUCGUCCGCGCGUGGCGGUUCGAAGGAUCGCGAUCGGGACGAUGCGGACGAGGACGACAUAGAGGAGGAGGAAGAGGUGGACUACGAGGAGGACGAAGAGGAAGAGGAUGACAAUCUGUUCCGGGUGAACGAGCGGAUGAGUGGUGGUGAGAAGGAGUUCCUCCAGCGGUUGCAGGAGUUCCUCGAUCCCCGAGCACUCCAGUAUGCGGACAGUCAGGCGGCAUCGUUGAAGGGUGUGAGCCUCUAUGCGGUAUACGCCAAGGUGCAGAAGAUCGGUGGAUACAAUUCGGUCACGGAUAAAGACGUCUGGAAUCAGCUCCUACAAGGGACGGGAGGUGAAAACGGGGUGCUUAGUCGGAGGAAGUACGAAAAGAUUGUCCUGCCAUUCGAGAAGCACCUGAGGGAGCAGGCGGCCGACCAGCAGGACGUAAAACGGGAAUCUACCCUGCUCCUCCUGGGUGACGAGGAGUUGGAAAGCAAACUGCGAAUGCUGAAGGACGUUAAGCUGGAGAAGUACGAGCAGUUCGAUGAUCGGGGAAGUGGCAAGGACACCAAGCCCAGUGACGCCGGGCUGCUCGAUUACUCGGUGAAGCGCGAGUUGGUCGAAAAGGAUGAGUUCUUCGCCAAGAAGGACGGCAACAGUAGCCCCUCGAACGGGGUACACCUGGGAAUGUCGCCGGUGUCGGUGCCAUUGACGGUGAUCGUGCGGCCGAACUUGGACGAGAAGGACCAGAAGUCGUCGCAAAUACAGAUCAAUCAGCCACACACGACGAUCACCGUGCAUCAGACGACGAUCCAUCCGCAGAACAGUGGAAACCAUCAUCAUCAGGCGACCAGCAAUCAUCACCAUCACCACCAUCACCAUCAUCAUCAGCAUAUGCAGAUCAGUGGACAGAGCCCGCAGCACAUCACGAAUCAGAUACAGAUUACCAACCAGAUCCAGAUCCAGCAGAUCACGGUUCAGUCGAGUGAAGCGAAGAACGGUGGCUCGGGUGGAGGUCCCACCGGGGGAUCGGCCUGUGGUAGCCCCGGGGAAGCAUCCGGAGGGCAGUUUAAGUACAGCUUCAAGCAGGAUAAAUCGGGCCAGGAGCUAAACAUCGAACCGGUGGCGACGGCACCCAAAUCAGUCACUUCAUCCUCCACGCCGGUUGGUUCACCCUCGGAAGGUAGCCACACAUCCUCGCUUAGCCUUUUCCCCCUCAACCGGCAGGGUACGGAUCCGGACCUUACGAUCAAGGAGGUGUCCGUGUGUCCAACCAGUGGGACACUUUCGAUCACUUCCAGCGCGUGCAUUCCCUCGUCGGCAUCCGGGUUGAAUACGCCCUCGAAGACGAGCUCGUUGCGGCACGUCCGCAUGAAGAACGAUCGCAAGGGAAGCCAAUCGAAUCCUGGCGGUGGAUUGCUAAUGGAUGGUUCAUCGGCGGGCGGAGGGUUUGGGAUGGGUGCUAGUCAGAAGGAAAACAUUCCGCUACUCGGAACCGGUUCGACCAGCCUUUUCGGUGGUCAAAGUCUGACGACGAUCACUCCGAUUCCGGCGAACAUGACCGGUUCGGGGUACCUCGGAUCGGUUUCCGACGUCGGUGGAACCGGUGGCCAUCAUCAUAACGCGGGUUCGAAGCACGGAACCUCUGGUGGUGGAGCGCCUCAACCGACGGAAGUGAUCGAUCUGGUGGACAGUGAUAACGAAAGCGAUUCGGCACCAGGAUCGGGUGGAAACGGAGGGCGUAAGCAAGCGGGACAAGCAAUGCGCCCAAUCCCUUCACUCCUUCCACCGAUGAAGAAGCGCAAAUUGGACAUCCUUCGGGAGGGUGGCCUCGAAGUGACGCCCAUUUCGAAUGGUUCCAGCAUUUUCUCGUCGCUCGUGCAGAAGAACGCUUCGUCGACGCCGACGUCCCGCCCCGCACCGAACCCGAUGCGUAUCAACAUAACGGCUGAGCUGAACACCCCCGGUGCACCCCACCACCGUGCUCCGGACGGGGGGAAAAGUGGCCGCGAGCCACGUAAGUGCAUUCCGACGCCGCUCGAGUUCCAGACGCACUGCAUGUACACACGCACCGGGAAAGUGUUUGGCGAUCCGAAGGAACUGGUACCACCGCGAGCUCCCGCACCGGCCCCAGACCUCCUCGAUCUUACCGGACCGAAACCGAUGGGUGCUGCCGUGACCAAUCUGUCCACUAAAGGUCCUCCCACGACGAUGGACUUUUCGGCCGGAAGUUCCCGCAUGAACAACAAUCGACAGCAGGCGGGAGUUGGGUCGGCCGGUUCCCGGACCGCACCGAGUUUGCAGAUAACGCUCGUCCCUGGACCGACGAACAAUCCGUUGCCAGCACCCCACGGUGGUCUUCCGCCCAUGAUGACACCGUUGAACAUUCCCGUCCCAGUACCGAGCAGCCAGCAGGCAUUGGCGGGCUCUUCCGCUUCGCUUCCUGCCGGCGCGAUGGGACACAAGAAGCAGAAACCUUACGAAAUAGUGCCAUUGCGGGAUGGAGCCGCGCUCGGGCAAGGUGGAGUGAUGAAGGAACCGAGUCCAAAGGUAACCAUCGGUCCAUCGUCCGGCUCGUCCGGUUCGUCUACCUCGACCAACGGGACGAUACCACCUGGUCAGCAGCUUGGCCUCGCGCCCGGUGCUUCUCCAAACGCCCUUCUCGAAACGCUUGCGAACCUUCAGCGAGCGAAUCCGGUUCUGGUAGCGAACAUUCUCUCCUCAUCGGGCCUCUCGAAGUCAUCCAUCCCGGGACUAACGCAACUCCUCGGUACGUUCGGUGAGUCGGCGUUGGUGCCACCGAAACCUAAAACUCCCCGGCGGCGCUCGAACUCCCAGGCACAGGCUAACGCAGCGGCAGCGGCAUCAGUGGCGGUGGGUGGUACUCCUCCCGUUGCGGGAGGAAGUAGGCCACCAUCGACCAACAACAACAACAACCUUCCACCUUCGCCCUUCUCCGUGCCACCCGGGGUUCCAAUGCCCGGCGGCUUGAGUGUUCUUCCACCGUCCGUCCUGCAGGGACCUCCGCCAGCCGGAUCCCCGCAGCAUCCACCGCAAGCCGACUCACCGACCGCCUCCUACCCGCUGGACCAGCAGAUUAAACUGCUCCAGCAAGUCCAACUGCAGCAGCAGCAAAAGUACCUCCAGCAAAAAGCCUCCGAGGAGCAGCAAAAGCUUCACCUGCUCGCCCAAUUCCAGCAACAGCAGCAACAACAACAACAGCAGCAGAAGCCACCGAGUCAGGUCUCACCGGCGGCAUCCCCGUCAACGGUUGGAUCACCGCAUACGGCGGCCGGAACGCCACCCCUGUCGCAUCCCUCGCCACCGACGCUUCCGACGAUGCCACCGCUCCCACCGCAGGUACAAGUUCCUCGGCUUCCCGUCGUGCCACCACCGUCGGCAGCGGCCGCCGCGGCCGCACUCUUUUCCGCCGGACUGCCACCGGGUGCGGCCGCCGGAGGCUUCCCACCCUUCGAUCCGAUCUACCUGCAGCUGUACGCGGCCAACUCGGGCCUCUACCUGCCACCGGAGCAGCUGUUGCAGCUCUACAAGACUCUCCCUCAAAGCAUUCCUAUCAGCAAGAGCUAGUCGGCUAGCAGUGGGUGUUAGCGGGAGGAGGAGGAGGAGUACAGGGAACACCACCCGAGGUGGCUUGAGUGAUAAAAGAAACCACCAGAUUGGCAGCCGUUAGGAAGGGAGUUCGAAAGUCAUGCGUUUGAUUGUCCUCUUCAUCCAAUCCGAGCGUUAGUGUUCCUUAGACAAGUUUAGCAAAUCAAUCGAUCUUUCUCGUUUCAUCCUCUUCUUUCAGCUUUUUUUAAAGCUUUUCCAUUUUUCAAAUAGAGGCAAAACAGGAUUGCCUAUGUUAAAUGAUUUCAGUUGGAAAGGAAACAAGAUCCUGUUUUUUUUUGUACGAAUCGAUCGGAUGAAAGUAAAACAAGUGUAUUUAAAACAAAAAAGGGAAAGUGAAAAUCCAGGGAAGUGCAAAAAGCCGAACGUUUUCGUUUCUCGUUCAGUUUGUACAUAGUGUAAUUAUAAACAACGCAAACAUCGGUAGACAGUAAUACGAUAGGAUCUAGUGGAUGAGAGAGUAAGCUAGGAAAGGAAAACAAAAAAAACGAUAAGCGAUAGAACGGUAGCGUGUAAGCAGUAGUUUGCUAAGUCAGGGAAUUCCAGUUCUAGGUCCACCCACGUUGUAGACACGAGCAGCAGAGCCAACAUUCGACUAAGGGUAAAAUGAUUGAAUAAUGAAAUUGUAAAGCAAAAUUGACAACCGAAGUAAACAACAACAAAACAGCAUUAAAAAGAAAAACAUGAGUGUGCGUUUUUUGUGUAUGAACUUAGCUAAAACAUAUGUUACUGUGCAAGGGGCAAUGGAUAGAUAUGGUGUGUAGAAGCUGCUUUCAAAUAAAACAACAAAAAAACAAGGUAUAAACAUAAAAAAACAAAUUGAGAAAACAACAAAAUAACAUAACAAACUUAAGCAAAUUGAAACAUAAAACGAAAGGAAAUAAAACCAACGCGACAUCGGUGAAAGUGAGCGUAAAAGAGCCAAGAGUAUACAACAGAGGUUCGUAACCGAUUCCGCUUUGUAAUAAUAGGGUGGAUUAUCUAUUUGUCAUAUUGUACGAGUAGAAUGAUGCCACAAUGAUAUUACUAAUAGGUCCCAGAACCAUACUGAUCAAGCCUAUCCCUUACCCGUGUUCCCUUUCACUUUCUUUCACACUUCUCUAAUGCCCUUUGGGAGGGGGAAGGGAACAGAACCAUCUUUGUCUCUCAAUCGCUAAACUAACUAUUUUCAUUGUGUGCGAAGAAACAACAGGAAAGAAAUUGGAAGAGAAGGAGAAAACUUGCAAUUGAAAAAAGGGAAGAAAAGUCGCGAUGUGUCGUACAAUAA